Dermacentor silvarum is the source of this 1357-nucleotide messenger RNA. RefSeq lists its product as uncharacterized. NCBI's taxonomy places the organism in Eukaryota, Metazoa, Arthropoda, Arachnida, Ixodida, Ixodidae. The transcript is spliced from 2 exons. The record is from RefSeq and is a predicted model, not a curated record. Bases 2 to 1357 code for a protein of 451 amino acids.
GAUGGAGAUUGUCGUGACGCCUGCCGAGGACACGCCCACGACAGACGGACAGGAGCUAAAGAACGAGAGGCAACACUCCUCGGACGCCAGUCGCGCGUCCCCGCCGCCACCACCGACUGUGGGCUGCAGGACGGACUACGCGGGCAUGCGUUCGAGCGUCUUCCUGGACGUGCACGCGCCCAUGGAGGUGUCCACGUCGGUGGUGCUCAGGUUCUGCCGGGAGAACGUGCUCAGCCACUACUUCCGACUCCUCGCCAUGGUCGGCUGGCGGCCCCUUGUGGAUACCAGUGAGCACGUGCGCUGCCAGCCCGCGCUGCAGACGCUCAACGUCAUGCACAACCUCGUCCUCUUCAUCCUCCUCGUACUAGGGCACGUGCUUCAAUACAUGUCCUGCUUCCGCAGGGACGGCAUCACGUGUGGCAGCAGCUGGUUCGCCGUGUACCUCCUGCCCGCUGUGAUGCAGGUCGUAGCGUACGUCGUCGCGUUGAUGCACACGCGUUCGCACGAGAACGAGCAGUUCCAGUCGCUCGUCGAGAAGGUCUUCCUGCAGCUUACCCCUACCGAUGUCUGGAACGUCUCCAAGAAGCGCAUCAAGCGUCGGCUGCACGCCGUCUGCGCCGCCGGCGUCCUCUGGAGCGUCGCCUCGUUGGCCUCGCAGGUGCUCAACGUCUACGCCGGUGGCACGCUCAGACUCAAGUGGAUGUACGUCGCGGAGGACGACGAGGAAGUGCACUACUUCCUGUUCGGAGCACUCGUCACGAUGCAGCUCUUUCACGACAUCGUGAGCAUGACCAUCGCUACGAGCUACGCCAUCCAUUGCCAGCUGCUACUCGUCUACCUGCAGAACAUGUCGCAAGCCGUGCGAGAGAGGAGGAUGACCUUCCUCGAGUUCUUCCGCGGCGUCGAAGAGGCGCGUAAGAGCGUCCGGUACCUCAACCAGAAGCAGGCCCUGGCGGUAACGGUGCAGACGAUCUGGGUGACCUCGAGGACGGUGGUGUGCUUCUGCGCCCUGCUAGGUACGCCAUGGACGCAUUGGUCUCGUUUCCUAGCCGACUGGCUCAACGUGCUCGUCUGGCUGUCGCUCGUGCUCAUUCCUCUGGUGCAGGCGAGCCGGCUCAGCUCGACGUGUCGCCACGUGCGCGAGCUGGGCCUCGAACUGACGGCGCGCCCCUUCGUUUACCGCGACGCCCCGCAGUCCGAGCUAGACACGUUCCUCCUUUUCACGACGUCGCUGAGGAUGCAAGCGAAGCUCUGCGCCCUGCCCGUAACCAAGCGCACGGUGAUAUUCGUGUUCCUGUUUAUUGGGAUCAGCCUCUUCAUAUCCGUGCAGCUGGACAUCGUUGGUUUCAGGCCCUAA